CGGGGAGGUAUUUCUCGCAACACCGGCAGGAGGAACACACGACAUCUUUCCCUGCCGUCUUUUCUUCCCCUGUGAUCAACUGAGGGGGCCAUGGCGGCGUGUCUGCGGUCCCUGAGGCUCGGGAUGCCGCCGCUAGUCCCUGGGGGCGCGGCAGUGGGUGGGGUUCACCUGGGGAGGACCACGAGACCCCCACGCCGGCCAGCACAGAGCAUCUCAAGUCUGCACAUAACAUCAAGCAAUGACAAGGCAACACCCGCACCCCAACAACAACAACAACAACAGCAGCAGCAACGAAAAAUGGAAGGGAGGUCGGUGGAAGGAAUCCGUCUCUCCACUCCUAUUCCAUUCCACAGCUUUCAUCCGCUCGACAUCCCGGCUUGCCCGUCCGCCCACACUUUGGAUGACAUUGAGGUCCAGUGUUUAACUUCCAAGAACCAGGAAAUCGACGACAUUAACAACGGCCAGCAAGCAAGCACAAAGAAAGCAGCGGCCGAGGAUGAAGCGAAACGCAGCAGUCGUAGCAUGCGCGUAUUCUGCUUGCCCCCGAACGCAAUCUGGUAUCCGAGGAAGGCCACGCACCUCAAAAAUGGCUCCGUCCUCUGCUCCGUCUCCUACAGCCAGCUAGAAACACAAGUCAUGGAGUGCAUAUCAGAGGGACCUUAUUAUAGCCAAGCACCCCCUCAAACUCCGCCACGGGAAGCCAAAGAAAACGGGGAAUGUGCUCAGGAGGACAUGCUUGGUGGUAGGGAGGAUAAAGGGCUAAAUUGGAGUCUGGGAUCAGGAAUUUUAGGGGUCGCUGAAGAAAACAGGAAUAGUGGGGAGUAUGAUAAGGGUGCAGGAGAGGGUCAUGGUGCUGCUAUAGAGGAGGGGAAGGGGUGCAGAACUAGAUAUAGGAGUGAAGGAAAUGGGACAUGCAGACUAGGAGGGAACAGGCAUUGGGGUGACCUGGAGAAUAGAAGUGUGUGUGACAUGGCAUCAUUCAUCAAGGAAAUGGGAGUGAGGGACGCAGAAAGGGAGUUUUGUUACUUGUCCUCUCCCUUAACUUCCACCUCCUCCUUAGCCUGUUCCUCCUUGUCCUCCACCUCCUCUUCUCCCUCCUCCUCCUCCUCCUCGUCCUCGGGAAACAUGGACGCAAGUGGAAGGCCGAAUCCGGAGCAACUGUCGUUUGUUUUCAAUAAGCUGGCGGAGACGCUGCCAAAACUGUUCGUGCAGCCGCUGGACUAUACAAUCUAUGCCCAGAACAUCGUCUUUGAAAACAGGAUACGGGGCGUUAGAACUGUAGGCCUGUUUCCGUACGUCCGUCAGGUGGCUUUGCUGCGGACCAUUGGCCACCUCAGGUUUGCUUACAUCAAGUUCGAGAUACUGAAGAUCACGAAGCACCCAGAGGAAGGGACAGUCAAGGUGCGCUGGAGAAUCAAAGGGCUCUCCGGGUACAAGGCCAUCCUACAGUUCUGGAAGCUCAGGCUCUGGGAUUGGUCCACCGUGGAGGCUCAGAUGGUCAGCUGGUACGACGGAUUCUCCACCUUCCACAUCGCCUCCGACGGACUGAUUCACCUCCACGUGGCUGACAGUAUGAUGCCAGACGAGGAGGCACGGAUCGUCAACACCAAGGGGCCGCUGGCAGUGAAGAUGGCUGCCCUGCUCGGCCUCGUCCCCAGGCCCAACAGCGGCAGCCUCAACACCACUCCCGACCCGCCCGCACCCCCUGCUGCGGCGGUGAAGGCUGCGGAAGGCAUUAGUGUAGAGGGUGUGAGAUGCAGGGGUGUUGGCAUCACUGAACCUGCUACUACUGCAACUACUGCUACUACUACUACUGUUUCCAUAGGUGAUGUUAGUACUGCUGCUCCUACUACUACUUCCUGUCUGCUGGGUCUCCUUGAAGAGGAGAGAGAUUCUUGUGCUGGUCUGAUGUUGCCUCUUGAGAAAAUAUUCUGAAGAGGAGGAGGAGGUGUCAUGGCCGGAUGAAGAGUUAGCAGGGUCCUGGGCCAUUUUUCCUGACCACCUUUCUAUAGGGCCUUAUGCCACUUCAUCAGAGGCAGCCAUAGUUAAGACAGCCUUAGGGAUGCACGCCUGCUUAGUGCCUGCCCAGGGUGGCCAUGGGAUGCAGGGGCUGGGCCAGGGUCUGCCUACCCAAGGGUGGAUAAUUAUGGCCUGGGCUGCAUCACCUACACUGUAAACUUUGCCCCUGGGGUGCAGGGCCUGGCUGGCCUCGGCAUCAGCCUGAUCCUGGAGGGAGUGUGCUCAUGAAGGAGUUGUGUGAAAGUGUCUUUACUAGGAAAAUGGGAUACUUAGACAUUUAUAUAUUUAUUUAUUUAUUUUCCUCUUUUUUUUCUCCUCUCUGACCUCAUUCUCUCCUUUGUUUCUCUCUCUCUCUUUGUUGUUUGGUUGAGGUUCAUUUCUGUUCUUCUUUUUCUGCUUGUUUUCUUCACAACUUUCUUAACUUGUCAUCUUUUUCUCUAAAAAGAUUCAGACAAGAAAGUUAUUGACCAUGAAUAUUAACUACAAAAACCAGGCCUGAGGUAAACUCUUUGUAGUGAUUGGUUAGCUUUAAAGAAACAAUUGGAAUGCUUAGCGAGGGAGGGAGGAGAGAGAGAGAGAGAUAAUCUUUUUCCUUCACUCCUAUUUCUCUUUUUCACAAAAUAUUCAUUGAAGUUUAAAAGACUUAUUUUUAUUCCUCUUUUUAUCAUUAUCAUUAUCAUUUAUUAUUAUUAUUAUUGUUACUAUUAUAUUUUGACCAGUGCAUGUCACCAAAUGUCUGUAUUUUACCUUAUUUUCUGAAACAUUGAUCGCCACCAUAUUUUUUCUUUGGGCUGUGAAGAAGUAUAGUGUUGACUCUGUACACAACUCUUGGCCAUGCUGCAGAACGCUUGGCAGUAACUCACACUGAAACACGUGAUGUAAUAAACAGUUGACGGCAGUGUUUCCAAUGUUGCUGGUUCGUCGCGUCUCAGUCAGUUCAUCACGCAUGCGCAUCAUCUCGUCUUAGACCCUGAGAGCAUUAUUACUCUAAUUAUCAUUACUAGUACAGAGAUCUUAUGGAUGCAGUAAAAGUCUUAAUCUGGUUUCUAAUAGUUUGGCAACCACCUAUUUUUCCCAAGACAGUCUGGCAUCUCCCAGUUUUUCUCUCGGGCUGUCCCUGCAUUACCAAAUGCCAACAUUUAGUCUACGCACUUUUUUGCCAGAAGACGAAGCGGACUCAGUCCAUAGAUGCGCUUGGUUGGAUCACUAGAGUGAUCGCUUGUCACUGGAAGCUUGACUUCCCUUACCUUUGCAUCAUAUUUAUGAACAAGUGGCAUGAAGAAAAUGUGGCUGCCAGGUGUGCAGCAGAUUGUCUUUGUUUUGAAAGAAACAAAGCAAGGAGGACAGUGUGUUCUUCUCUGUAUUUUCACACAAAGUGAUUUGAUUUGUUUGAGUAAAUGCUGCAGCACCUCCUCCAUGGCCCUUUUUUGAUGAAGCAAAUGAGGCCGUGCAUAUCUGUCUCCUUCACCCCGAGUGACCUGCCUCGGUGAUGCUGCCCCUGCCAGGCUUCAGCUCAGCAAGUUCCUGGCUCCCAGCAUUUCCCAUGAUGCAGCACAAGACUGUUCUCCUGUGAAGGGACUUCCCGUUUUUUGCUUUUACAAGGUAUAUGUGUAGCAUUGUGGAUCAGAGAACAGAUAAAGGUUUAAAGAGAAUGUAUUGACUGUUAAGAACAAGAAAUGGACUUGGGCAGGUCAUAUCAUAUGAUAUCAGACGACAACCAAAGCAGCAGGGCAGCAACCCAGAAAGUGUAUGAGCCAGGACAGACAGAGGAGCAGGUGGAGAGACAAAAUUAGGGCAUUUGGCAGAGCACAGUGUGAGGGGGAGCACACUGGGGAAGGCCUUUGUCUUGUAGUGGCCUGGCAGUGGCUGGAGGUAAUGGGGCUGAUGCAUGGCCAGCAUGGUAAGCAUUCUGUGUUGUUACUCUUGGUAUUCCUGAUAUUGUAUUGCUGCUACCAUUGUUAUCUAAAGCUGCUGUGUAAAUAGUGUAGAUAAUGGAAGUGACUCAAGCAGUAGGCCACACAGUGUAAAGUAUUCUUUUUUUUCUCUUUUUCAUUCAUUUAUCGUUCCAUUGAGCUUCUCUGUACAUAUUGAAAAUAAUAUAUAUAUAAAUAAAAACCGACACAUUGUAAAGACAACUGAUGGUAAUAAAAAGGAAACGUG
Eriocheir sinensis (Chinese mitten crab) is the source of this 4179-nucleotide messenger RNA. RefSeq lists its product as uncharacterized. The transcript is spliced from 7 exons. Lineage: Eukaryota; Metazoa; Arthropoda; Malacostraca; Decapoda; Varunidae. The coding region runs from base 91 to 1935 and encodes 614 amino acids. The record is from RefSeq and is a predicted model, not a curated record.